CCCAGAAAAAGGUAACACAGGUCAGCUGACCUGGACACGGCUGCCACAGGGGUUCAAGAACUCACCCACUCUCUUCGACGAGGCCCUCCACCGGGAUUUAACUCCUUUUAGGGCUCUCAACCCCCAGGUCAUAUUACUCCAAUAUGUGGACGACCUCCUAGUGGCAGCUCCCACAUAUGAAGGCUGCAAAAGAGGGACACAGAAGCUCUUGCAGGAACUGAGUAAGUUGGGGUACCGGGUAUCAGCUAAAAAGGCCCAGUUAUGCCAGAAGGAGGUCACCUAUUUGGGGUACCUGCUCAAAGAGGGAAAAAGAUGGCUGACCGCGGCCCGGAAAGCUACAGUUAUGAAGAUCCCCACUCCCACAACCCCCAGGCAGGUCCGCGAAUUUCUGGGCACUGCCGGAUUCUGCAGGCUCUGGAUUCCUGGGUUUGCUUCCCUGGCUGCACCCUUGUACCCUCUGACAAGGGAAAACAUUCCUUUUACCUGGACUGAAAAGCAUCAAAAGGCUUUCGACCACAUAAAAGAAGCCUUGCUGUCUGCCCCCGCUUUGGCUCUCCCAGACCUCACCAAACCGUUUACUCUAUACGUAGAUGAAAGAGCCGGUGUGGCCCGAGGAGUGCUUACUCAGACCCUAGGACCAUGGCGACGGCCAGUAGCUUAUCUAUCAAAAAAACUGGAUCCAGUGGCCAGUGGGUGGCCAACCUGCCUAAAAGCGGUUGCUGCAGUGGCACUCCUCCUCAAAGACGCUGAUAAGUUAACCUUGGGGCAAAAUGUGACUGUGAUUGCUUCCCACAGCCUCGAAAGUAUCGUGCGGCAGCCCCCCAAUCGGUGGAUGACCAAUGCCAGGAUGACUCAUUACCAGAGUUUGCUGCUAAACGAAAGGAUAUCUUUCGCGCCCCCUGCUGUCCUGAACCCAGCUACCCUACUACCAGUCGAGUCAGAAUCCACCCCAGUACACCAAUGCUCAGAAAUCCUUGCUGAAGAAGCUGGGACUCGACGGGACCUGAAGGACCAGCCAUUGCCCGGAGUGCCUGCCUGGUAUACAGACGGUAGCAGCUUCAUUGUGGAAGGUAAGCGGAGAGCAGGGGCCGCCAUCGUAGAUGGCAAACGGACGGUAUGGGCAAGCAGCCUGCCAGAAGGGACAUCAGCCCAGAAGGCCGAGCUAAUCGCCUUGACGCAGGCAUUACGCCUAGCCGAAGGAAAAAACAUCAACAUCUACACGGACAGCAGGUAUGCUUUUGCCACUGCUCACAUUCAUGGGGCAAUAUAUAAACAGAGGGGACUGCUCACUUCGGCUGGAAAAGACAUUAAAAACAAAGAAGAAAUUCUGGCUCUGCUAGAGGCCAUUCACCUCCCUAAGCAGGUCGCCAUUAUCCACUGCCCGGGCCACCAGAGAGGAAAUAACCCUGUGGCGGCCGGGAACCGGAGGGCCGACGAGGCUGCAAAACAAGCCGCCCUGUCGGUCAGGGUGCUAGCAGAAACUAUAAAGCUUCAAGAGCCAAUCGAGCCUGCUCAAGCUAGGACCAAGCCAAGAGAGCUCACUCCUGACCAGGGAAAAGAAUUCAUUCAGCGGUUACAUCAGCUAACACACUUAGGACCAGAAAAGCUCCUUCAACUAACGAGCCGCACCAGCCUCUCCAUCCCGAAUCUCCGGUCCACCGUUCAAGAAGUCGCCAAUCGGUGUCCGGCUUGUGCCAUGACUAAUGCGACUACCACCUACCGAGAGACCGGAAAAAGACAACGGGGAGAUCGACCCGGCGUAUACUGGGAAGUAGACUUUACAGAGGUAAAGCCUGGCCGGUAUGGGAACAGGCUUUAGAAGUUGUAAAAACC
This is a messenger RNA of Cynocephalus volans (Philippine flying lemur), 1833 nucleotides long. RefSeq lists its product as uncharacterized. Gene Ontology annotation, molecular function: RNA-DNA hybrid ribonuclease activity; nucleic acid binding. NCBI's taxonomy places the organism in Eukaryota, Metazoa, Chordata, Mammalia, Dermoptera, Cynocephalidae. The record is from RefSeq and is a predicted model, not a curated record. The coding region runs from base 344 to 1819 and encodes 491 amino acids. The transcript has 2 exons.